AGAUUCCUGAGUUCUGUAUUUCCUAAUGCUCAAUCUUUAUGAAUUUUUCCUUUGCCCUGCCUUGUUAAGGAUAGUACUACCAUUGUGGAAGGGGAAGCUGUUUCUUCAAGUAACUUUGGUUUGUUGGUAAAAAGAUUUGCCUUUUCAAAUUAUCAUAAUGCAGUUUUUUGGUAGAAUGAAGCACUCUUUUUGUAAAGGUGCACCAGGGUAAUGUGGAAUUGGAAUUCUAAACAACAUAUAAACCCAAGAUUAUGUACUUUCUAAUACAGAUUUAAGUGGUAUUGGAGCUGCUGGAGCCCCUCUAGCAUUGAAAAACAGCACCUUGCACUGAGCUCAGAAGAUAACUGGGUUAAUGCAAUCCUUAAGCUUUCAGAAGAGAGGAAAGUUAGAGGUGGCAAUAACUGCCACCCUCAUGGCAUGCUGUGCCCUUAAAAUGAGAUGGUUGUAGCAACUCUCUUGUUACUUGGACAUACAUGAGGUAUUAAAUGUGCCUAGCUUGGCUAAUACAGUACACACCAGAACUGAAAGUAGCCUCUAGUCAAUUUGCUGAGAAGACUGUUUAAUCAUCACCUAACCACAUUAUGAAGACUUGCUAUUACAUAUGUGCACAAUUCAACACAGGAUCUUACUAAUUGUACCUUUCUGAGCAAGUGUUUAUGUCCAGUAAAUUAGUUUUUCAUAUUGGAGGGCCUUUGAAACUAGAUGGUACUCAUGCAUGUGUAAUGUUUGGUUACCAAAACAUUAUUUCAAUUGUAUAGUUCGUUUAAACAAAAGUAAAAUGAUUGUAUUCUUUAUGCAUACAUUUGCAGAAUGUAGAUUUAUACUACAUACUUGAAUAUGCAUAUUGUCUUGCCCGUUUAUUCAUUCAUGUAUUCUAAAACCUUACAAAAUAGCCCCGUCCUCCUGAGUUCCUGCUUCCUCGACUGUCUGACUUAAUCCUCAUCAAGAUGUUAAACUGCAGUCCUUUUUGCCAACAGAAACUUUAAAAGAAUGUUUUUAAACUACCAUGAGCCAGAUAAUAAAUACUACAACUAGGUUUCGCUAGUGGAGUAUGGUUGAGGCUGCCAGAGCGGAACUGCUACUCAAUUCAGCGAGCCAUGCUUUCGCAAACCCCGGAGGACCACAGUCUAGACGCCCCCUACUUGGCGUCCAGAAACCGGGGGCCUGCCGCAGAAGAGCGACCUGAAAAGACUGAGCUUUGCAUCAUCAGUUGGCGCCGGAAGUGGUGGCUCCUUGGAGACGGGACGCGCGAAGGCGUUGCGAUGGGGGCCGGAGCGACCUAUCAGGAAGAAGCAGUCCUAAAUCGAUGGUGCUGGUUCUUCCCUUCAGAGAAAGCGGCUGAGGCAGGUUGGCGCGAGGAUUAGGUGCGCUAGUUCACUGCUGUAAUCAAGGGGCCGGGAAACAGGAGGCGGAGCUGGGAUUAAGCUUUUACCGUGCCGCACUCCGCAUUUUCAGAACGGAAACCUUUCCCUCGCUUCCAACAUCGCAAUGGAAACUGUCCCAAGUUCUUCUACUGAACAGCAAGGCUCUGACAAUGACUCAGAUGCAGAGAGCAAAGCAGAUCCAGAUACCCAGGCCCUGGAGUACAUUGAACGUGUUCUUGGAACUUCAAGACAGUCCAGGCAGGCAACCCAGUGUCUCCCUCCAGAGUCUCUCUCAAUCGGUGGUAGAGCCCGAACAUCAGACCUCAGAUCACCUCUAGAACUAAAAAAAUCUUCUGUUAUUGAUGAAACUGCUUCAGGGCUAUUAUCUCUUCCUCUAGAGUUGAUCUUAGAAAUCUGUUCCUACCUACAAGCCAGGUUUGUUUUGCGUGUCCUUCCUUUAGUCUGCAGGACACUGAGGGACAUUGUGCAAGAUGAAGUCACUUGGAGAAUUCGCCUGUUAAAAAGAAUUGGCAACUGCUAUCCAGUUGUAGAAGGUGAUGAUUUUAACUGGCCAACUGCUUGUAUUGAACUAGAGGAACACCUCCAACAAUGGGCAGAGGAUGGCAGGAACACAGAGUAUUUUUCCCUUACUGAAGGGCACUUUGCCUCUGUUGAUUCUGUACUGCUCCUUCAGGGUGGGGAGCUCUGUAUUUCUGGCUCUCGAGACCGAAAUGUCAACUUGUGGGACCUAAGGCAGCUGGGCAAGGCACCAGAAAAAGUUCUAGUGAAGGCGCUGGGGACAGAACGCAAUGGAACACACAAGGGGUGGGUAUGGUCCCUGGCUGCAAGAGAUAACUGUGUAUGCUCAGGCUCCUGGGACAGCACAGUGAAGUUAUGGGACAUAGCUGCUGAUGGGAAACAGUUUGGCGAAAUCAGGGGGAAGGCAGCUGUGUUGUGCCUUUCUUAUCUGCCUGACAUUCUGGUCACAGGAACUUAUGACAAGAAGGUGACAGUCUAUGAUCCACGAGCUGCUCAUGCCCUAGUGAAGAGCCGCAAGCUUCACUCCAGUGCAGUCCUAUCCCUUGUAGCUGAUGAACACUUCAUUAUCUCUGGCAGUGAGGAUCGAACGCUGGUAUGUUUUGACAGGCGGACCAAUAGUGUGCUUCAAAGGCUACAGUUGGACACAUAUCUACUUGCCAUGUCGUACCAGGGUUCUCAACUAUGGGCUGGAGACAAUCAUGGAAUGCUAUAUGUCUUUGAGAACAAUGGAGGGCAUUUCCAGCACAUUCGGUAUUUUGAUGUGGGUCAUCGCUCUCAGAUCACUGGAGUCCAACACUCAUUGGGUGCACUGUAUACAACUUCCACUGACAAGACAUUCCGUAUUCAUGUUCCUACAGAUCCACCAAAGGUCAUCUGCUCACAGACACACAGCUGUGUGCUAAAUGGGGUCAGUGUUGAAGGAAAUAUGGCAGUAGCUGCCUCAGGUGGUUUGUCCUUGGAGGUUUGGAAACUCAGUGUUUGAUGACAAGCUGCAUACUGAUCCAUGCUCACCAGUACAGGAUCAUCAAGUACAGUGCGUUGGAUGAUUUCCUCACGGGUUCUGGUGUCCUGAUGUCUGUUGAGUUGUUGGGGUUUUUAAUAUGUUCUUUGGGGCUGAGUAGUCAAAUGUUGAAGCUUCAGCCUUGCUUGCCCCAGUAGAUGUAACAGAGAGGUUUGCACAGAGGCUAGUGUAUCACCAUAUGAUUCGCACUUGAACCCUAACCUUAACCUAACCUUUCCUUUUUGGCCACCUCUCUCAUUUCAUCUUGUGGGGCUGAAACACACAUGUGUGUGUACCCUUUGCACCCUCUAGUCCCUUAGACAGGUCUGCCCCACUCAACUUAUAGGAGCAGCAUCUUCUCUAUGGCUUGAUGUCUGAGAACUCACUGGCUUAUCAGGUGAAUAGAUGUGUCUGUAUAAGCACAGCUCUAAGUAUGAAGGGGUGAAUUAUGGGCUGAGGGGAGGGUGAAGGUUAAAAAGACUAUCCAGCUACCCUGGUCUGAUGAAUGUCUACAUUUAAUUAAAAAUAUUCUGCCAUAAUGGCUGAUCAAGAGUUAUGUUGCCUUUUUUUCCCCUCUCUUAGCAAGCUAAUCUUGUCUUGAAGUAUAGUUCUUUAUGGGAUUUGAUUUAGAAUUAAGAAAUGGAACCCACUAAGCAAGAUCAUAUGGCUAAUUUUGACUGUACAACCAUUCUCUCAGCUUUGUCACUAUUAAAUUAUAACAAAGACAUGCUUUGAGCAAGGUGAACUAUCUCUUCAAUGACAUAUGGCUAGGUUCACAUAUUGUACUAAGCCACAUGGCUUCCUUGGUUUUGUUUUAGUGUUGUGUAUGAACCAUAUCACAGUUUUUUAUAAAGCUUGGUUUAUAGUCUGGCAUUAUUGCAUUAGCCCCUAAGGUUUGUUCAGUUUAACAUGAUUAAAGUAAACCAAGGGUUAGCAUAAUGUGGGAAUCCAAAAUAUAGACUGGGAUGCCACACAAAAUGUCAAUUGUUGUAUUUGUCAUUCAUUCAUUUAUUUGCCAGCUCUUUGGCAUUUUAUAAGCAAAAAUCUAAGGAUUGGUUAAAUCUUAAUGAAUCUGAAUAUAUGCAUGUAAACGUGCUUUUGAAUUAUCUAACAAAAGCAAAUCGAUAAGCUAAAAUCCUUCCCUCGUAUUUUUGUUGUCUCUGUACUACAGCCAGAAUUAGAAAUGUCACUAACUCUGAGCUGGACAGUGUCAUUCUUUUUCUCCUAUAUAAUAGGGACAUUAUAAUCUGCAGGAUAGAUAGCAGGAAUAAUUGC
Molecule: messenger RNA, 4179 nt
Organism: Python bivittatus (Burmese python)
Lineage: Eukaryota; Metazoa; Chordata; Lepidosauria; Squamata; Pythonidae
Gene: FBXW9
Product: F-box and WD repeat domain containing 9
Molecular function (GO): protein binding
Source: RefSeq, a predicted model, not a curated record